Ogataea parapolymorpha DL-1 is the source of this 1923-nucleotide messenger RNA. Its product is annotated as Nuclear control of ATPase protein 2. Gene Ontology annotation, cellular component: mitochondrial outer membrane. The coding region runs from base 1 to 1923 and encodes 640 amino acids. The transcript has a single exon. The record is from RefSeq and is a predicted model, not a curated record. Lineage: Eukaryota; Fungi; Ascomycota; Pichiomycetes; Pichiales; Pichiaceae.
AUGUCCAUCAACCUUUUGGCAGACCGGUCUGCAAAUUCAUUGGCUGCGCUCAAUGAAACUGGACUAGAGGUGCUUUCGAGAUUGGAAUUAUCCAACUCCAAGUCUCCCAAAUCUCUCUUGGUACAGGAAUUGUUCAGUGAAACCUACUCAUUGCUAAAGCCCUUGCAAGACAAAACGGUAUCCUCUAGAUACUACAGACAGCUGCUCCAUAAAUUGACCAAAAUACUCGAUCACUUCAAAGAUGGGCUCAUUGAGCCUCAGGAUAGCGACCUGGCUCAAUUGCAGUAUUUGAUCUCUGUCUACGCCACGAUAGCUCUGGUCACGGUCUCCAGUCAUAUUCUGCUUAAUAACACGCUCAAAAUUUCAGAGGACAUCGAUUACUACGACACAGUACUCAGUUCCAACCUGAACACCUGUCUCUAUACGAUUCAGACUCUCCCGGUGACACUGAAAAAAGGAUUUGACACUUUGGUCAAUGAGGCAGUUCGCAAGAAUGUAAAUUCUUCCAGCACCGAGAAUUUGGCUCCUAGUUGGGUCCCGCAGAGAUUUUCGUCUUUCUGCUCCAGGAUCAUAAGAUGGAUUCGUUUCCUGAUAGAUGCUACGUCUCAAAACCUUCGUCGUCUAUUGCUUUCGCCAACAAGCUUCCUUGUGGAAAAGCAUCGGAAAACCAACAGUCUUGUGCGCAACUUUGUAUCCACAGUCGUGGGGUUACCUAUCGCUUACUCCAAAAUGGAAGUUAAACAAAAGAGAGACACAUUGGAUCAACUGAAAUAUGAGAAUGUCGAAAAGCUCGGUUUCUUGUUGAAAGAGAUGCCAUACAACUCUCUGACAGAGCAGUCCGACAAUGUAUCUUCGUUUAUUCCAAAACUGGCUGGCUUAUAUCUGCCAUCAGCAUCAGACAUAGCGGACCAUUCCCUGGAUUCGUCUCUGAGGUCACUGUCGCUAUUGUUUGAGACGCUGCCUCAAGUAAAGAAACAGCUGGAGUCGAAGUAUCGUGAAAACCAAGAGCCCCGGACACUGCUCAGAUACUGGCUUCCGAUCUGUGCUGCUCUAUGGUAUGGUCCAAACCUUGCCUAUGACUUCGUUUCCAACAGAGAAGCCAUUGUUAACUGGCUGAAACUCAAUCUGGUGGAUACCACCGUUGGAUUCUGGAACAACUGGAUAGUUGAGCCAUUCAAUAAUAUUCUACGAACAAUAAGACACGAUGAGAACUCACGCAUUGCGAUUAUGUCCCAAAAGUCCCUCUCCUCUGACUUGGAGUCACUCGAGAGAAUGGUACUCGAAUACUCUCUGGACAACCAGGCCUACAUUCGUCAAGGUGAGGGAAUGUCGGAAGACGUGGCGGAACUGGUGAAACGAGAGGUGGCACAAGGAAACCUUGAGAUCGUGAUGAAGGGGUACGAAAACGACCUCAAGUCUCCUCUCAAAUCCCUCAUUCUCGGAGACAUGAUUAGAAACUUGCUAAUCCAAAUCCAAAAGAUGAAAGUCGACGGCGCAUUGGCCAUGUCUGGAAUCGACAAAAUCAUCCGGUCUCAAGAAUUGGUCUUUGGAUUUGUCGCCGCCUCUCCUAGCUGCUUGAUUGUCUGGUACUUGGCGAAGGUUGUUCGGUCGUACCUGAAAACCGGCUAUUUCAUCAAGUUCACCAAAAAUACUAAAAUUGCUCUGCGCCGCUCGCUUAACAACCUUGAAAGACUGGUAGACCUUGAACUCACCACGUCAGAGUCUUCCACCUACUUCAAUGAGGGCUUGCUUCUGUUGGAAUUGGUGAAUCUGCGCAAGCUAGGCCUGCAAAUUCUACCGGUGUAUGCAAGACAGGACUGGAUUAGAGACCUAAACGACCUGUCAGACCAAAAUUAUGACUACAACUUUAAACUCAUGACCAUUUCGAGAAUAUGGAAUAGUUACAGAACACUCAUAGAAUAG